This is a messenger RNA of Cicer arietinum (chickpea), 1133 nucleotides long. Its product is annotated as protein RER1A-like. The record is from RefSeq and is a predicted model, not a curated record. Gene Ontology annotation, cellular component: Golgi membrane. Lineage: Eukaryota; Viridiplantae; Streptophyta; Magnoliopsida; Fabales; Fabaceae. Gene Ontology annotation, biological process: retrograde vesicle-mediated transport, Golgi to endoplasmic reticulum; protein retention in ER lumen.
AAAAAUAAUAAUAAUGAAGAUGAGUUUGGGUAGUUAGAGAAGUAAUGUUUUUUAGAUGAUCCCACAAGUUGUACUUUUAGUAUAGCCAAAUAGCAUCUGUAUCCGAUCUGGUCCGAUCCCAAUUUGAGAGAUAUGGAGGUUGCAGGAGGAGGAGCCGGCGGCGCCGAUGACAUUUCCCAAACGGAAACGGCGAUAUUGCGAUGGAAAUUGGCGGUGUGGCAACAGUAUCAGCACGUGUUAGACAAAAUAACCCCACACGUGCUACGGCGUUGGUUAGGGUUCUUGGUUGUGGCCUUCAUUUACGUCCUCCGUGUCUACUUCUUGCAAGGCUUCUACGUCGUUUCCUAUGGUCUUGGAAUUUAUAUCCUUAACCUUCUCAUCGGUUUCCUCUCCCCUCAGGUCGAUCCCGCAAUCUCCGACGGCGGCACUCUCCCCACCUCUACUUCCGAUGAGUUUCGUCCUUUCGUUCGCCGUCUCCCUGAAUUCAAGUUUUGGUGCUCGAUAACGAAGGCAUUUUGCAUUGCAUUUGUGAUGACUUUCUUUAGUGCAUUUGACGUUCCAGUCUUCUGGCCAAUACUACUCUUCUACUGGGUGGUCCUGUUCUCACUUACUAUGAGGAGACAAAUAUCACACAUGAUCAAAUAUAGAUAUGUACCAUUCACAUUAGGGAAACAGAACUAUCAGUGAAAGAGACCAUCAGCAGAAAGCACAAGUCUUCCUGUGGACUAACAUUUUGAGCCUUGUUGCACAUUUAAGUCACAACGAAACCCUACAUGUGGCUUCAUAUCAUCUGCAGUAUAUUUUAGCAGCCGAAACAAUCUGUUCAUGUGGUAGCUGAGAAAGAUUGCUUUGAGGUUUAGCGUGGACGUGGAAAUGUGGAUGUUCAAUUCCUUAAUGGACAACUAUUUGGACGUCUUUGACGCCAUUGGGAAGAUGUUCUGUAAAAUCCUUUUUAUUUAUUUUGUUUCUAUAUAGGUGACAAAUUCCAAACUCUUAUUUUUGAAUCAUAGUCCAAUAACAGAAAAAUUUACAAAAGCUGUGUAGAAGGAAUCCCUUCAUUAUUUGCCAGUGGGGUUAAUACCGACAUGCUUUUCUAUAGUAUCAUUUUCCCUUUAAUCAUAUGAUUUUAGAAA